Molecule: messenger RNA, 822 nt
Organism: Pistacia vera
Lineage: Eukaryota; Viridiplantae; Streptophyta; Magnoliopsida; Sapindales; Anacardiaceae
Product: 50S ribosomal protein L9, chloroplastic
Exons: 6
Coding region: 25-621 (198 amino acids)
Biological process (GO): translation
Cellular component (GO): ribosome; mitochondrion
Molecular function (GO): structural constituent of ribosome
Source: RefSeq, a predicted model, not a curated record
AGAGAAAGUUUCUGGGCGGUGUAAAUGGCAGUAUCAUCAUCAUCAUCAGCCACUCUUUCAUGGAGUUCUUCUUCUUGGCUUCAUAGCUUCCGUAGCAGCAUUAAUGAAACUGUGAAGUUGCCCGACAAAAGAGCUGUUAUGCUGGUUUUGGCUCAAAAGAAAGCCAAAAAAACUCGUAAGAUAAUACUGAAAGAGGAUGUGGAGGAGUUGGGAAAGAAAGGGCAACUAUUGGAUGUGAAGGCAGGAUUUUAUAGGAAUUAUCUUCUGCCAAUGGGCAAAGCUCAGAUUGUCACUCCUGUUCUUCUCAAGGAAAUGAAGCUGGAAGAGGAAAGAAUUGAGGCUGAGAAGAAGCGGGUAAAAGAAGAGGCACAACAACUAGCGCAAAUUUUUGAAACUGUUGGAGCUUUUAAGGUGAAACGCAAGGGUGGAAAAGGAAAACUGAUUUUUGGAAGUGUUACUGCUCAAGAUCUUGUUGACAUAAUCAAGGCACAGCUUCAAAGGGAUGUAGACAAGAGAAUCGUUUCUCUUCCAGAGAUCCGUGAAACUGGAGAAUAUGUUGCAGAACUGAAGCUUCACCCAGAAGUUACGGCUCGAGUGAAGUUGAAUGUUUUUGCUAACUGAUUACAUGCACGUUAAAUUCCUACUCCGUGAAUUUGGUUACAGAGUUGGGAGAUGAAAGAUGGAGUGUAAUUUUUUGUGUAGAGAUGUACAAGUUUGAAUAACCUCAGCAGGUGCAAUUUUAUUAUUCAUAUAUCAUCUUUUGUAGAAUGUAGCUAAUAUACACUGGUCAUUUUUGCAAUUCUAUAUCUACUUUUGCUUGAA